This is a messenger RNA of Fonsecaea erecta, 1668 nucleotides long. Its product is annotated as phosphoglucomutase. The transcript has 3 exons. Gene Ontology annotation, molecular function: phosphoglucomutase activity; magnesium ion binding. The coding region runs from base 1 to 1668 and encodes 555 amino acids. NCBI's taxonomy places the organism in Eukaryota, Fungi, Ascomycota, Eurotiomycetes, Chaetothyriales, Herpotrichiellaceae. Gene Ontology annotation, biological process: carbohydrate metabolic process. The record is from RefSeq and is a predicted model, not a curated record. Gene Ontology annotation, cellular component: cytosol.
AUGGCAAGCGUGAAAGAAGUCCAAUUCAAAUCCUUCACCGACCAGAAGCCUGGUACAUCAGGACUUCGGAAGAAAGUCACGGUCUUCCAGCAGCCACACUAUAGCGAGUCCUUCAUCACCUCGAUCCUCCUGUCCAUUCCCGAAGGCGCAGAAGGUGCAUUUCUUGUCAUUGGUGGUGAUGGUCGAUAUUGGAACCCUGAAGUGGUCCAACUGAUUGCGAAAAUUGGUGCUGCAUACGGCGUGAAGAAGCUUCUGAUCGGUCAAAAUGGCAUCCUGAGCACUCCAGCUGCCAGCCACGUCAUUCGCAUCAGAAAGGCCACGGGUGGUAUACUUCUUACUGCCAGUCACAAUCCAGGCGGCCCCAAAGCAGACUUCGGUAUGAAGUACAACCUGUCCAACGGCGCCCCAGCCCCGGAAUCCGUGACAAACAAAAUCUUCGAGAAAUCAAAGUCCCUCACCUCGUACAAGAUUGCAGACAUUCCAGAUGUGGACAUUUCUACAAUUGGUACCAAGAAGUAUGGCGAUCUUGAAGUCGAGAUUAUCGACUCUGUAGCCGACUACAUGGCCAUGCUCAAAGACAUCUUCGACUUCGACCUCAUCCGGUCGUUCUUCAAAUCCCAGCCUGACUUCAAAGUGCUCUUCGACGGUCUGUCCGGUGUCACCGGUCCAUACGGUGUGGCCAUAUUUCAAGGAGAGCUCGGCUUGGGACCCGAAAGCACUCAGAAUUGCCAACCCAGCCCUGACUUCAACGGCGGCCACCCAGACCCGAACCUGACGUACGCCCACUCUUUGGUCGAGAGAGUGGACAAGGAAGGCAUCCACUUCGGCGCUGCCUCGGACGGGGAUGGCGACAGAAACAUGAUUUAUGGCAAGAAUGCUUUUGUCUCACCUGGUGACUCUCUGGCUAUUAUUGCCCAUUAUGCGCAGAAAUACAUUCCCUACUUCAAGAAGCAGGGUGUCUAUGGUCUAGCAAGAUCCUUCCCCACUUCGGCAGCGCUUGAUCUAGUGGCCAAGAAGCAGAACUUGAGCAUCUAUGUCGUCCCCACCGGAUGGAAGUUCUUCUGUGCGCUCUUCGACACCGAUAAGAUGUCGAUCUGCGGCGAAGAGUCGUUUGGAACCGGCUCCAACCACAUCCGAGAAAAGGACGGCUUGUGGGCUGUCACUGCCUGGCUCAACAUCAUCGCCGGAGUGAGCAAAGAGACUGGCAAGUUCCCGUCUAUUGCCGAGAUCCAGAAGGAGUUUUGGCACGAGUAUGGCCGCGUGUAUUUCACCCGUUACGAUUACGAGGACGUGAGCAGUGACGGAGCCAACGACAUGGUCAAGUACCUCAAAGAAAAGAUUGGAAAGUCCGACACUGUCGGUUCAGAGCUCCAAGGCCGCAAGAUCCUGGAAGCAGACGACUUCUCCUACACAGAUCUCGACGGCUCGGUGUCGAAGAACCAAGGUAUCUACUUCAAGUUUGACGACGGCACCAGAAUUGUUGUUCGAUUAUCGGGUACAGGCAGCAGCGGUGCCACCAUCCGCCUCUAUGUCGAGAAACUCGAGGAGGACAAGAGCAAGCUUGGCGAAGAUACGCAGACAUAUCUCCAGGGAUCGGUCGGACUCGCCAUUGAGCUCUUGCAGCUGCAGAAAUUCAUCGGCAGAACCGAGCCAGAUGUCAAGACGUAA